UUCCAGCAGAUCGGACUUAGCUGUUGCGAGUCGCGAGUGCGCAUGCGUGUUCAGUGCCGCGUGUUCAGCGCCUGCGCGUAGCGGUGUUCUAGUUCUAUGCUUUCAAGUUUCCCGUCAUCCGCGCAUGCGCGUAGCAACCGCAUUCGUGGCGCCUAAAAUGAGAGGCUUCGAAUGAUGGACCUAAGAAUCCGGGUAUUCCGAACAUUAUUAUCUGCACGUUGUUCUUGUAAAAUAAUAUCGAACAGUUGAAUAAAUUUCAUUCGAUGAAAAACUGCUGGGUUAUAAAACUAUUGAUGUCUAUGCAGAUGAGGGGACGAAUAAUCUAAAGCAACGAAUCAUUAUGUUUAUGAAUGAUUUCGACGUUACGCAAGAGUUAACCUUUUUUUGUGAAAUAAUAAGCGCUUUACUCAUUUAUGCGUAUGCGAUUGCAUGCGCUGAAUUUAUUGAUGGCCUUUAUAUGUUUCUGCCAAAUUGUUCUCGUAAUUCUCGUUCGGUUUUCAAAUUGUAAGAUCAAAAUUUGUCAAAAUCUCUACACUAUAUCAAUCCUGUAUAUUUUAGCACGAUCUGACAAUAAAUUCUUCGAUUAAUUCCUAAUCGAUGAAAUUAAGUUACUUCAAUGUUCUGUUACCGGUAAAUAUUUUUUUGCAAUUCUCUUCGAUUAUCGUUCGGUAACAACCAGCUCCUUAUCGUUGCGAGAUUGUGAUUCGGAUACGUUUUUUCGGACCGACUGUUAUCGACUAUCGUCAGUACCGAUUAGGAAUUUUGAUAGACCAGAUAUUCCUGGAAAUAUCGCAUAAUUAGCGAUAAGCUGCUCGCAACGUAAUCGUAACGGUAUAAAUACGAACGAUAACAUUUUAAUUAAAUAUAUGUUUAAAUAUGGAACGGGAUUUGUCAAGGACAACAUUCAACUGUAUUUUUGGUUCGUGCACUCUUGUGCUUAAAAGAGCAACAAGAAUGCUAUGUUACAGUGGAGAAAUGUUUAGAACGUAAUGAGAUACAUAAAAAUAAACAUUUCUACAAUUUAUUACAAGUACAGUCAAUUGAUUGAAAAAUUCAGACGGGCCUUGGCCUUAAGUUCCGUCGAGGCGUCGAGCUCGUCGAGUUCCAAUUUAUUAUCAUUAAAGAUGAUUGAAACAUCGAAAAGCAUAAACAGAUUUUAACUGUUUCGUGGAAUAAUCGAUUCGACAAGGCAACAAAACUUCUUUGAUUCUGACCAUCCGUUUGAUCGUUCUGCGCCAGAUAAUGAACUCUCCCCACUCGCGGUUCAAGAUGGCGGUUGCCUAAUCUUCCGCGAAGAAGAAAAAAGGAGAGAGAAAAUCGCCGGGAGAGACACUCCAAUGAUAACGGGCCAGCGAAAGAAAGAAAAAACGAAUCUAUCGCGCACGCCGGUGGCCAUAUUUCCGAAAUAUUUGUUGUUCAAUUGUGGCUCGAUGGUGAAUCGUGUUUCGUGUGGAUCGUGUUGUGGGCAUUCCUGUAGUGCGCAUGCGCGCCGACGGAAGUCGUCAGUGGCGACCUUGAAAUGGAGGAACGGCCGAAGAACACGGAAGGACCAUCGGCCAUUUCGUCUUCCACUUCGGUGGAUGACACCGAUCUGAGCAUGGGAGCAGGUGCAGCAGGAGGCUCGGUCCUCGGGCUGCCAGGAUCGGGCGUGGGUGGCGUUUUGUCACAACAUUGCGCGAUCUGCGGGGACCGAGCCACUGGAAAACACUAUGGCGCCGCUUCCUGUGAUGGAUGCAAGGGUUUCUUCAGGCGGUCGGUCAGGAAAAAUCAUCUGUACACCUGCAGGUUCAGUCGGAACUGCGUGGUAGACAAGGACAAGAGGAAUCAGUGCAGGUAUUGCAGAUUACGGAAAUGUUUCAAGGCUGGCAUGAAGAAAGAAGCUGUACAGAACGAAAGGGAUCGGAUAAGCUGUCGAAGGCCGAGCUACGAAGAACAAAGUAGCAACGGGAGCGGAUUGUCGGUGGUGUCUCUUCUUCAGGCCGAGAUGCUCAGCAGGCAGGUCGGCGCUGCCCUCGAGCUAGGCAGUCCGAACAACGACAUCGAUCUUAGCACGAAGCAGAUCGCGAACAUAAACGACGUCUGCGACAGCAUGAAGCAGCAGCUGCUGAUCCUAGUCGAAUGGGCCAAGUAUAUACCAGCGUUCAGUGAGUUGACCUUGGACGAUCAGGUCGCCCUUCUGAGGGCACACGCUGGCGAACAUCUUCUCCUUGGCGUGGCCAGGCGCAGCAUGCAGCUGAAGGACGUCCUCUUGCUUGGCAACAACUGCAUCAUUACGAAAAACUGUCCUGUCAUAUCUUUGUCCGCAGAGGGUCGCAAUCAGGAUCUGGACAUAAGCAAGGUCGGCGUCAGAGUGAUGGACGAGCUGGUGAAACCAUUAAACGAGGUGCAGAUCGACGACACCGAAUUCGCAUGCUUGAAAGCCAUCGUCUUUUUUGACCCCAAUGCAACGGGACUAAGCGAACCGCAGCGAAUCAAACAACUGCGCUAUCAGAUUCAGAUCAACCUGGAGGACUAUAUUAGUGAUAGACAAUACGAUAGUCGUGGUCGAUUCGGUGAAAUCCUCCUGACUCUGCCAGCUCUGCAGUCCAUUUCCUGGCAAAUGAUCGAGCAAAUCCAGUUCGUACGACUGUUCGGAGUGGCGCACAUCGACAAUCUGCUGCAGGAGAUGCUCCUGGGUGGUGCCCAGGAUGGUGCCACAGCUGAAAUGAACGGUGCUGUAACGCAAAUACCGAUCUCAAACGCUCCUGGAAGUUACGUGAGCAGCAACGAAAGUCCUAGCAGUCCGUUGACGCCUGCCAAUGUUCCACCCCUGAGCCCUCAGGAUCACAUGCUGACUGGGGGAAGUCCCGUGAUAAUAAUGAGGGAUCUGACACCCAUUCAGAGCCAAGAGGACGUGACCAGUGUGUCCGGAUUCAGGAUGUUCAAACAGGAGCCCAGUCUGGAGAGUGAAUCCACCUUUUAAGGGUUCCUCGAAGACUUUAAGACUAAGAUCCUGUAAAAUGAAAGUGAAUUGUUCUCAACUGUUGCUGGUUUGUCUUGCACCGAUUUGGAGUACUUACUGAUUUGGGAAUGUCGGAACAGACAUUUGUAGAAAACGAGGAGAAACAGUGUAAGCAUUUUUGCAAGAGCUUAAUAUUUUUGUGUGAAAUCUUGAAACGGAGGACUUCGCGGAAUCCAGGGAAACGUUUAAUCCCUUCUAUGGGAAUACAUAAAUUCUUGUAAAUCUUCAAUUAUUCCGGAUAAGACUUUUCUAAGAAGAAACUGUUUUCUUCUUUUUUUUUAAGGAAGGAUAAAAUCUUAUGGCAACACUUUACAUGUCACCAUCGGAAAUCUUUCCGUGGCUUGAGCCUUUACAAAUUGUUUGUAUAAUCACUGUUGAAGUGUUCAAGAAAAUAUUGUGAUACGUGAGAUCACAUUAAAAAAUGUAUGGGAACUGUUGCUUGAAAAUUGAGCCAUGAUAGUAGGACUGGUUGAAAUGGUUGAAAAUAUUUGGUGCACUAUUAAAGUAACAUGCAUUGUUCGAGUUGUAAAGUUGGAAUGUGCAACAGUUUCAAAUGAACUUCGUUCGAUGAAAUUAUUCAUGCAUUUUUAGAGAAUUGAAUAACUUCAAAUAUCUAAAGAGAGAAUUGCAACGUUAUGAAGCGUUAUGAAAUAUGUCAAGAUGAUACGAAAUUGUAGGAACUAUUUUUAAAUAGUUUCGAGCACCCAACUGAAUACAAUGUGAUAUUCAAGAGUCAGGUAGAGUUCUCUAAAGAUCCCAAACUGGCAGUCAAUUCUCUGAAUUCUUGGGGAAUUGAACUUGCUGGUAUAUUGGGACAUUGUGAUUCCUUUUAAAUACCAUUUCUACUCAUGUGACAAUACCGAAACAAUAUCUCUAAUCUGGCGCUCAUGUUCCACAGGGUUGAGAGUACAGUUUCAGAUGUUUUUAUAAUUCAUGAUAAGGUAGUUUUUGUAUUUUAUAAUAAAACUCGAAAUAAUCGGAUGGACGUUAAUUGUUUGUUCGAGGACAGUUUCCUCACUGUGAAUCGUGUAAAGAAUAUCCUUUUAUGAAGUGCAUAGUAGCGGGGGGCAACUAAGCAUUGUAACAAUCGUGGCCCUUCAAUGACCUUGAGCAUCCAAUUAUCUACGUUGCAACUGUGGGAACAGUUGGCAGCCGUUGAAAAUAUUGUACGAUUUCUGGUUUUAUUGAGUAACAGUGGUGCUCAAUGGAUUGCUCAAUUAAUCCUUAAUUACCUUAAUCGUAGGUUCGAAUCAAAAUCGAUAAUUAAAUGAAGUCAUUAAUUAUCUGUUUUAUCUAUCUGUUUUGUACAACGAUCAUGUUAGUAAAAUUCGCUAGUAAAUUUAGUAAUUAACGAAAUCGAAAUCCGAGAACAAUCUUCGCAUUUUAUAAACAAGAACAUUAUGAUUGUUUCCGAGUUUUCUCGAUUUCGAUAAUUUAAUAAUCUUUCAUGAUUGUUUCUUUCUUAAAUAUGUCAAUUUUGUAACUUUCCACAAGAUUAUUUCUCCAUUUCUUCAUUCAUACACGACCGACCUCUAAACGCAACAAUAAUAUAAUUAACAUUAAUUGUUACGUAUGUUGAAAUAAGUGUACUGUCAUUUAUAGAAAAGGGUUAAUUAAUUAUAUUAUUUAUAAUAUAUUCCUGCAGAGAAUAUUUUUGUUAUCGCGGUAAGCAACUUGUUACCCUGUUAUACCAAUUGUACAUUGUAUUAUACUGACACAGUGAUCAUCGAAUGUAAUAAUAAUCAAAUAUUUUUGUAAAUGUCAAA
This is a messenger RNA of Megalopta genalis, 4767 nucleotides long. It is a transcript of the gene Hnf4, whose product is annotated as Hepatocyte nuclear factor 4. The record is from RefSeq and is a predicted model, not a curated record. Gene Ontology annotation, molecular function: RNA polymerase II cis-regulatory region sequence-specific DNA binding; nuclear steroid receptor activity; zinc ion binding. Gene Ontology annotation, biological process: regulation of DNA-templated transcription. Lineage: Eukaryota; Metazoa; Arthropoda; Insecta; Hymenoptera; Halictidae. Gene Ontology annotation, cellular component: nucleus.